AUGCCACCAACCGGCAAGGUUGGAGUAUCCCCAGUGUGCAUCCUUGGCGUCAACAUUAACAGCGGGCAGGAAAUCUCUCUGCGCCUGCGCACGGAUGAUCUGAAAGGCUUCCGGCGCUAUGAUCGGAUACGGGAGACUUUGAUCCAUGAGUUGGCCCACAUGGUCUGGGGUGAGCACGACCACAACUUCAAGGAGCUGAAUUCCCAGCUGCUGCGGGAGGCAAAGUCAUUUGACUGGACAUCUGCUCGGACAUUGUUUGGCGAGUCUGCUGCAGCCUUCACCAAUGACGGCAGCUUUGUAGACCCCUCAGACAUCAUGGCAGUCACUGCACAGCGAAGCGGCCAGAAACUAGGUGGCCACAGCGCUAACGUGGACGCCAGGACAGCAGCAGGACAGAAGAGCUAG
Molecule: messenger RNA, 405 nt
Organism: Coccomyxa subellipsoidea C-169
Lineage: Eukaryota; Viridiplantae; Chlorophyta; Trebouxiophyceae; Coccomyxaceae
Exons: 4
Coding region: 1-405 (134 amino acids)
Source: RefSeq, a predicted model, not a curated record